AGGAGUCAGACGGGCUGGACGCUGGUGUAUAAAACCUCCUCGCCUCGUGCCGUUCGACCACAGCGGCCUGGAGUUUUAGAUGUUACGGAUCAGAUGGAGGGUUUGGUUUUGGGUUCUUAUCCACAGGCGGUAAUUUUAACAAAACCUGGACCAACUCCUUCACCGUCUGUCUGCCGGUAGGAGAGGAGCGGCCUUAACUGUUCCUGAAACUGAAAUGGAAAUUUACCUAAAAAACUCUCAAUUUACCUGAAUUAUAAGAUACAGCUUCGGGAACGAUGAGCGAGAAACGAGUCUCCCUUUCCUUCUACAACAUCUGUGUCUUGUCUCUGACUAGAUGGCGCGACCGGCAAAUGUUGACUUGAAGAUCAAAAGCCCCGCGGUGCGUCUGACUGCUGCUCCUGUAACCAAUCCAGUCCAUUAGGACCUGAGGAACACAGGAUGGAGGGUCCCGGUCUGGUCUCCAAGACGCCCGCGCCCCCCGUCCUCGGAGUCACGAACGAGACCUUCGGAGCGGUCUGGUCUCCCGGUCUGCUCUCCCAGGUGAGCCUAGCGGGACUGCUCUCCGCCAUCACGCUCGGCACCACGCUGUCCAACGCCUUCGUGAUCACAGUGAUCUCCCGGUCGAGGAAAUUACAAACUCCGGCAAACUUCCUGAUCGCGUCGCUCGCGUUCACCGACCUCCUUGUGUCCGUGCUGGUGAUGCCGAUCUGCGUGUUGUACACCGUCACGCACACCUGGUCCCUGGGCCAGGUGGUGUGUGACCUCUGGCUCUCCUCGGACAUCACCUGCUGCACCGCCUCCAUCCUCCACCUGUGCGUAAUCGCCCUGGACCGCUACUGGGCCGUCACGGAUGCGGUGGAGUACUCCGCAAGGCGGACCCGGUCGCGCGCGGCCGGGAUGGUGGCGGGCGCGUGGCUGAUCGCCGUCAGUAUCUCGCUCCCGCCGCUCCUCUGGCGGCGGGAGAGGGCGGAGGAAGAGCUGACCAGCUGCACCGUCAACACCGACCACAUCUUCUACACCAUCUACUCUACGUGCGGCGCGUUCUACGUGCCCACGCUGCUACUCCUCGCGCUCUACGGGAGGAUCUACGCGGAGGCGCGUAAAGUCAUCCUGAAGCAGUCUCCACGGAAGGCCACGGGGGCUGCCGGGAAGAGGCUGACCUCCGCGCGCCUGCUCACCGACUCGCCCGGGUCCGCGGGGUCCGCCUCGUCCUCCUGGAGACCCGACCAUCCCUCGAGCGACCCCGGGUCCCUGGCCGGUGAGAGGGGGGUGGAGGUGACGGUGUCGGACGCCCUGUUGGAGAAGAAGCGCGUCUCCGCGGCCAGAGAGCGGAGAGCCACGCGGACGCUGGGGAUCAUUCUCGGCGCGUACAUUGGCUGCUGGCUCCCCUUCUUCAUCUACACCCUGGUAGUGGCCACUUGCGAUGCGUGCUUCUAUCCGGAGCUCUUUGACUUCUUCAACUGGCUGGGCUACCUGAACUCCCUGAUCAACCCUGUGAUCUACACUAUGUCCAAUGAGGAUUUCAAGAAGGCUUUCCACCGCCUCAUGCGCUUCCGGUGCUGUCGGCCCUGAGCGGUUCAUCAGAAGAAUCGUUAUUCUACCUCUACAACAUCACCUUUACUCUACGGAUUGUGUGUGUGUGUGUGUGUGUGUGUGUGUGUGUGUGUGUGUGUGUGUGUGUGUGUGUGUGUGUGUGUGUGUGUGUGCGUGCGCGUGUGUGCGCGUGUGUGCGUGUGUGUGUGUGGUAGAAUAUCAAGUUAAAGUAAUAUAUUCUCGUUGUUUUUUUAUAAAUAUAUGAAUGAAAUAAUGAUCAGAAUGCGUAAUGGUCGUUUCACAUGUUUGGUUUAAGUAGAAUAUAUUAUACAAUUUUGUUGUCUUACAGUUUCUCAAUUUGUCAGACAUAAUCUGUAAGAUUUCUAGCCUACUUAUUUAAUUAAAAAAAACACACUUUAGUCAAUUUCAAGCAGGCAGCAGUGAAUAAACCAACGGCCUCGAAGCAGAGACUCCUCAUCUCAAAGUCCAAAACCCUAACCUCUUUAUGAGGCUGUUCCGUUCCGCUGAACUGAUACUGAACGGGUUUACGGUGUGUGUGUGUGUGUGUGUGUGCGGAUGUGCUGCUCAUUCAAAGUGAAUCGGUCGGGUGGUUGAUCUGUUUACCAUCAGACUCAUAAAUGCCUUGAAACACACAACAUAUGGUAUUGGAUAUCUCAGCGGACAUAAAGCAUUAGCCAAACGAAAAAAGUGUUCCAAAUGUUUGAUAUGUAUCGAUCACAUGCGGAGAUGCUUUUGAAUAAAGGCUUCUACUGACCGGUCUGACUUGUUUGUGAAGAAGGAACAAGAGAACUGUAAACUGUAACGAGAGAACCUCAGGG
Messenger RNA from Gadus morhua (Atlantic cod), 2372 nucleotides. It is a transcript of the gene htr1b, whose product is annotated as 5-hydroxytryptamine (serotonin) receptor 1B. The record is from RefSeq and is a predicted model, not a curated record. Gene Ontology annotation, molecular function: G protein-coupled serotonin receptor activity. Gene Ontology annotation, cellular component: plasma membrane. NCBI's taxonomy places the organism in Eukaryota, Metazoa, Chordata, Actinopteri, Gadiformes, Gadidae. Gene Ontology annotation, biological process: positive regulation of MAPK cascade; adenylate cyclase-activating adrenergic receptor signaling pathway. Bases 439 to 1572 code for a protein of 377 amino acids. The transcript has a single exon.